Messenger RNA from Humulus lupulus (European hop), 2232 nucleotides. Its product is annotated as origin of replication complex subunit 5. Gene Ontology annotation, biological process: DNA replication initiation; DNA replication. Bases 158 to 1777 code for a protein of 539 amino acids. The transcript has 6 exons. NCBI's taxonomy places the organism in Eukaryota, Viridiplantae, Streptophyta, Magnoliopsida, Rosales, Cannabaceae. Gene Ontology annotation, cellular component: nucleus; nuclear origin of replication recognition complex. The record is from RefSeq and is a predicted model, not a curated record. Gene Ontology annotation, molecular function: DNA replication origin binding.
AUCUCUCCUUCUUUUCCAUUCUAUCUCAGUCAAGAAGUGAGAACCCACGCCGCUGCCAUUCUCACGAAGCCGAGCCGCAACUAUCGCCUGUAGAGUCGCUUCGAGUGUAGCCAUUCAGUUGGUAAUUUCAAGAUUUUUCUCUCUCAAAAUCGUGGAAAUGGGAAAAGAGGAAACCCCACAAAUUGCAAGAAGAGCGACCAGACACUCUUCAGCUACUAUUUCAAAAAAUGAAGCUGACACUAAAGCAAGUGAUCAACCACUGCCACCCACUCUCAAUGACCUUUUCCAUGGUGAAGAAGAAAAGCCUAUUAGCCUUGAUGAUGUGGUGUCUAGUUUCCCUGGUAGACGUGUUCAGAUUAUAGAGCUUAUGCGCAUUUUGGGUCCUGUGAAUUCCCCCAUGGUUCCUCUUUUUGUCUAUGGAGAUAGUUCUACUGGAAAAACCAGCAUCACCCACCAGAUAUUUCGACAUCUUAAUCGUCCUUUUGUUUAUUCAAGCUGCCUUACCUGUUAUAGUCCAAGAAUCCUGUUUGAAUCUAUUCUGAAUCAAUUGUUCUUUCAUAGAAAGAAUGCUGCCAAUGGUUAUUCUAGCGCGAAGCGCUGUGAGAAGCCAUCUGAUUUCGUUAAUCUUCUUCGUGAAGCUCUGAUUAGUGUUACUAGUAGUCUCCAGGGGAACUCGGGAAAAUCAAGCUCCAAAAAAUUGGAUUGGCGGCCUAGUGGAAAUAUGAUCUACUUGAUAUUCGACAAUCUAGAGCUUGUUAGAGAGUGGGAUAAGAGUUCUACUAUCCUACCCUUUUUGUUUAAUCUCUAUGAUAUUCUGAAGAUGCCUGAAGUUGGUUUGAUCUUUAUUAGCAAUACUUCACCAGAUACUUAUUACACAAGUAUGGGAUACUUGGAUCCUGCCACUGUAUAUUUUCCUGAUUAUACAGAAGACGAUCUUCGCCAAAUUUUCUUGCUAAAACAAGAAAACAAGAAGCUUUAUUCCUCUUUUCUAGAUGUUGUACUGAAGUCUUUCUUUCGAAUUACCAGACGUGUAGAUGAAUUAUCUACAGCUUUUUCUCAAUUAUUUAAAAAAUACUGUGAGCCUUUAAGUGAUUUGGGCGUUGUUCCCAAUGAAGAAAUGAAAAGAAGGUUGUUUAGUAAUCUUCAACCACACAUUGCCCCUGCUAUGAAUGAGAUAUUUAAGGUUUCUUCUCAACCUUCUACUGAAGUUGGAGCUACCAGGGACACAAAGCUGAAAAGUAACACUAAGAAAUCAAGUCUUGAAGUUACUCAUCAGUUAGAUUUGCAUAUGUCCACUUCUGCCAAAUAUCUUCUUAUUUCAGCAUUCCUUGCUUCAAGAAACCCAGCUACGCUUGAUGCCUCCCUAUUUGAUUCUACCGGGGGUUCAGAUAUUCGGAAACGAAAGAGGAAACCAUCAGAAAAAUCAUUGGAUCUGAAGGAAAGUGCAGAACAGGAGUUACUGAUGAAAGGACCUGGAACGUUUCCAUUAGAGAGACUAUUAGCAAUAUUUCAGUGUAUUACAUCUGUAGCAGAAGGUUCACUUGAAGAGGAAGAACAAGAAAAUGAUGGACUAGGAGUUCAAACUGGAGAUGAUAGCCUCAUGUUUGAUGUCCUUUUGCAGCUAUCCAGUCUAUGCAACGCCAAUUUUAUUGUCAAAGGAGGAAGUUGUCCACUAGAGGGCUCAACUCGAUAUCGAUCUACGGUAUCUGAAGAUAUGGUCUUGAAGGUGGCAAGGAGCGUCAAGUUCCCCCUGUCGAAGUAUUUAUACAGAAGAUAGUCUUUGGUGUUGUAAGGUGACCAUACCCGGCCGAUGACUCUGUGGUGGUGAGAUAACAGUAUCAUUUUAUGAGGUUUUCAGACAUUCAAGAAGUGAGAAAAAGGGUGGCCUUGUAUUAAUGCUAUUAAUGGAGGUGGAUACGAUGAGAUGGCAGAUGGGUAAUUUUGAUGCACUGCUUUAAUGGAUACGAGUGAGACUGGUGAUUUUGUUGUUGUACAAUAUAUAUUUUUUUCUUCAAAAGUUUUAUUAGUUGUAACAUGGUAUUGGGGUAUUGAGUAUCUGGUUUAGUUUGCCCAUAGAAAUAUGUAGUGGGUCACAGAUAUAUUACAAGGUAUGAAUGGACACAUGUAUAUUUGAUAUUUCCUUGUCAUAUAUCACAUGCACUGAUGUACAAGUUAUAAUAUAUGGACUAAUUAAUAACAUUUACUUUUUAUAAAUGCUUAUUUGCUGCAAAA